Molecule: messenger RNA, 378 nt
Organism: Arachis stenosperma
Lineage: Eukaryota; Viridiplantae; Streptophyta; Magnoliopsida; Fabales; Fabaceae
Exons: 2
Coding region: 1-378 (125 amino acids)
Source: RefSeq, a predicted model, not a curated record
AUGAGUGUUUAUUCGAAGAUUCAUAAGAAGAAGAUAUUGAUAGAAACUCUAUCCCAACUCCUCGUAGAUGGAUCAACAGAGAUCGAGAAGCAGGACAAUAUCGCUUUUUCCAAGAUUGCAGAUGAACAAGUGUAUAAUGCUGACAUUUUCCGACAGAGAUUUCAAAUGAGAAGACAUGUGUUCCUUCGGAUAGUAGACACUCUCUCAAACAGCACUAUAAUUGAAUGCUUGAAAAAAUUUGUUGAAGGUGUCAUUUCGGUGUUUAAGGAUGUAUACUUGCGGAAACCAAAUCCGAAUGAUGUACGACGCCUGCUACAAAUGGCGGAGGGUCGUGGCUUUCCUGGCAUAUUAGGUAGCAUUGACUGCAUGCAUUGGUAA